Molecule: messenger RNA, 1440 nt
Organism: Penicillium longicatenatum
Lineage: Eukaryota; Fungi; Ascomycota; Eurotiomycetes; Eurotiales; Aspergillaceae
Product: Zn(II)2Cys6 transcription factor domain-containing protein
Exons: 1
Coding region: 1-1440 (479 amino acids)
Biological process (GO): regulation of DNA-templated transcription
Molecular function (GO): zinc ion binding; DNA-binding transcription factor activity, RNA polymerase II-specific
Source: RefSeq, a predicted model, not a curated record
AUGCUCAAGGCGGCAGUGAAGCGCUCUGCCUGCGACCAGUGCAGAGCGAAGCGGGUACGGUGCCUUCGCGUCGAAAACAGCACAGCGCCGUGCGCCCGCUGCGACCACAUCGGCGCGCGGUGCGUGACAGGCGCCCCGGGCCACCCCGGAAGACCGCCCAAACAGCGGACCGUCGAUGGCCGCCCCGCCGCGGCGAACCCUGCCGGUGCUUCCUCUCCCGGCGGUGCGGGGCGGCGGCAUCGCACGUCGACAUCUUUGCGAGAGGUGAACCAUGUCGAUAUCUAUGCCCCUUCCAUGGCAGGUGAGCCCGCACCGGCCGCCAGCGCGCCUACAAAAGCGCCGCGGUACAGGGCAGACAUGCGCACGUCCUGGGACCGGUGGCUCGACGGCAUCGCAGCGUCGGACCUUGCGGGUUCCAAGCCCGUGCAGUCGAAUCCGCCGGGAAACCUAUUAGCUCAUGACGGACCACAGCCAGAUUUCUGGGGAGCGUCAGGCGACAGCACCGCCCUCUUCGGUUCUCCUUCGAUUGAGCAAAGCCCUGUUGCGUCGGGCAAGGAUAUCCUCGCCCUGGUGGAUGUGGAUCAACUCAGCGGUCCAUCACAGCUCCGGGGGCUACUCAGUGCAGAUGACGAGAUCGACGCGAUGCUCGACAUGGGCCGGGACUCUAGUAGCAGCGUGCUCGAUAUGGAUCUUGGCCCGCUCCUUGAUACGUGCGAGAGCGCGGUCCUCCCCCAGAGUCCUCUACCACAAUGCAUCAGUCCAGCAAGCUCGCUGAUGCGGUUCCGAGAGGAAAUGGACCAGCGCAUCGCCGCGGUAGACGCAUACUACUCGGACCCCGUCAAAGUCGUGCAGGGCUGCAAAGAGGAGGGCGCGGGUGCGGAGCAGGCCGAGAAUCCAGCUGCGUUACUCCUUACGUGCAGCACAAAGUUCAUCGACAUCAUCCAGAGCUUGACGCCGGCGGCGGGCCAAACGCAUACGCAGAGUGAGGAUGCGCUCAGCACGGAGGUUGUGCUCCUGGCUCUGUCGAGCUACCUUGCAUUGAUGAGACUCUUCGACUCGCUGUUCCACACCAUCUAUGAAUUCAUUUGCGACUUGCCGCCGGCCUCGUUCAAGUCCGUCAAAGUCAAGUCGGUGCUCCGAAUCGGCGGCAUCUCCACGCUUCAGGACAUGCCCCUAAAGACGUAUGCCACAGGCAUCCUCGAUGCCAUCCAGGGCCAGGUGCGGACCCUGGAGCGCUGCAUGGGGAUUCCAACCCAACACUGUCUCUCGGGCGAGGCGGCUGCCUCGGCCACCCCGGGGAUAUUAUCCCGUUCAGAUCGAACACGGUUGUUUUGGGCUGUGAUAGAACAGGAGGAUGUCAAGUCACGACGGGGUGGCAAGUCGUACGUAGAGUCGAUACGAGCCAGUAUCAAAGGCUCGAUGAGAUUUCUCGAUGACUAG